AGCUUACAGGGCAAGAGUUCACCGGUCUGUCGCUAACUCGGGGAGUUUCUCUCAGUUUGAUGAUAGCUGCCGAAGUUUAGAGGCAAAAAACAAACAUGAUGAGAUCUACGAAGGAGCCGCUGCCCGCAACAUAACUUCAGCCUUACUCAUGGAUAUAAGUUGAAGCCCGUGAAAUACACUGGAUCCGUUGAGCCGGCGGAGUUUUAUUGGCUUUACGGACAGCAGCGACGAUGCACAUGUAAACGGGGGAAGUUUUCUGCGGGUGUUUGAGAGAAGAGGCCAGAGACAUGAUGUCUAUUGGAGCUGAUAGCUGACACUGUAGAAUGAGAGAGGAUGGAACAGACAGACAGCCCUGCCCCUGUGAGCAACAACCCUAAUGGGUUUGUCAACCGAGUGUUUAAUGUUUCUCUUGAUGUGGAGAAUGAGACCAGCAGUGUUUAUAUUCAGGAGGCUGGGCCAGGGUCUGCGGAGGGGCAGGGAGAGACCCAGGCUGCCUCUUCUCAGACCCCUGUCAAGGACAGACAGGAGGUCAACCGGAGGCCCCGUGCCACAGGGGGUAUCUGGAAGAUCUUGAGCCGAAAGAGAGCUGUCUCAGAGCUGGAGCGCAGACCCCACUCCAUGAUCCUGCCCGGGGAAGCUUCCAUCCCUAAACUCUCGUUUGCUGACAAAGUUCGCUCCUUCAAGAAGCUUAAAUCCCCCUCUGUGUUUAGAGGGAAGUCGGGGAAAUUGUCUACUGCCAAAUUCAGCAGCUCCUUGGUGGAUGAGGAAUCUUUCUGCAGCAACAUUGGCACUCCGCAGCAGUGCAGCAGGAGCACACUUAGACAGCGUGGUAAGAGGCACUCCUAUGCUGGUUACACAGCAGAAUUUGAAUGCUCCUUUGAAGACAUAGACCUCACAGCUCCUAUUGAUGGGCACCAGCCCACUGUAAUGGGAGAGGCUGUGACUCAGAAUGGUUGUAAACCAUCAGAAAGAGUUUGCUACACUAAAAGAAGUCACAACAAUUCAAGCAACUGCAACAAAACAGCUGCAGGCUGUGAAGAGCCGAGCACUAAAGGUAGCCCCAACACCCACCGGGUUAGAGGAGGAAGGAGGCACAAAGAUGUGUGGAGUUACCUGAGGAGGAUUUCCCUUUUGGGGAAGUCCAACCCUGUCUUCUCAGAGAGGAGCUUUGACUCUGAGCUUCCCUCUAUGGACAAGACCAUGGACUCGGACUAUGGCUCUGUAGACUUUGAGAGUGUCAGGGACUUUCAACCACCACCCCCAAAACACUCUGACACCAAGGGGCACUUUGGUGGUCUGUUCAAGUUUUUCAACAGUGUAGCAGAGACAGCCAGAAAAUGGCGGACAACAUCACACUCCUUCUCUCCUCCAGAGGGAGAGAGGACACCGAUGAGCUCCCCAAGGGCCCCACAGCUCACAGUGGACAACAUUCACAGUGUGUCCCUGACACUUCACAGUGAAGGAUUUCCAAAAACCCAGCCUAUCCCAUCAUCACCAGUGACUGCUAAACCCUCACACCCCAGUAGCCUUGACAGUGAGGCUCCAGCACCUGUGACAGGUGGAAGGUCCCCUAAGGUGGUCCUGAGAGCCUUUAGGCCAUGCACAGGAUCUCAAGCUGUCAAUGGCCUGAGUUCUGAGGGCACGGACAAACAUGUAGACAGAGAGACAAACCACAGGUCCACAGCCAUAGUAGAGAAUCAUAUCAGCCAGUCAGGUCCAACCACAGAGACUAAAAAAGAAGCAGAGGUCGAAAGUGAUCCAUUAAACUGUAUCUGUCAAAAGGAAAAGGUAGAGCGACAGACAGGAAAUGAGCAGGAUUCCAGGGAUGCUCCACCUGACUCCCACCAGAUACAGGAAGUGAAUGUCCAAUCACAACAAGGUGAUAAAGAGAGCACAACCAAUAGUGUGCCAGCAUCAGAUUCCACAGAGGAAAUAUUUAAGGUAUGUGACUUUGAAAUCAAAAUGAGCUAUGCUAAUAAACAGCAAUUGAAUUUGAAUAAAUGCAUUUGUUAAAGAAGUCAGUAAUUUGUGUUGCCAAACAGCAUUUUCAUGUAUAAUGUGUCUCACAUUUAUGCCGUAACCUCAUU
Messenger RNA from Centropristis striata (black sea bass), 2087 nucleotides. RefSeq lists its product as uncharacterized. NCBI's taxonomy places the organism in Eukaryota, Metazoa, Chordata, Actinopteri, Perciformes, Serranidae. The transcript is spliced from 2 exons. The record is from RefSeq and is a predicted model, not a curated record. Bases 334 to 2013 code for a protein of 559 amino acids.